UCUAGCGAAAAGAGAGUGCUGAUUUGCAGCACCCGGUGGGGUCGACCGCUGUCUCUCGGCCGCCUUCUUCGACCGUCGACUGUUAGGCCAGUAAUACUAGUUUUUUAAGAGGACAAAACGUAAUUAAAACCCCCUCUGUAUAUCUUUUUUAUAUUUCCUUCUUCGUCCAACAAAAUCAGUCAUCACUUUCUCGCACUUUCCAUCAGUUUCCUUUUCGCCAAUCAGCCAUGUCUUACCACCCCCGACCCAACUCGGGUUACACCCCUUCCGCCCCACCCAUGCCCAUGCCCAUGCCCGAGCCUCACGGGUCUGGCAGCCGCUACCCGGCUCCUCCCAACUACAACAACGCCCAGACGCCCAGUUACGGGUCGCCCGUGUACUCCGGUUUCCCGCCAGGGACCCACCCGGAGGUCAUUCGGAGCUUCGAGAUGGUGGACAAGGAUCGCAGCGGCUUCAUCGACGAGUCGGAGCUCCAACAGGCUCUCUCUUCGGGUUACCAGCGUUUCAGCCUUCGUACUAUCCGCUUGCUCUUGUUUCUCUUCAAGAACCCGAACGAUUCUCUCCGCCUUGGGCCAAAAGAGUUUGCUGCUUUGUGGAGUUGUCUUGGUCAAUGGCGGGCCAUUUUUGAAAGAUACGAUAGAGAUCGUAGUGGAAAGAUAGAUGCAUUUGAACUAAGGGAUGCUCUGUACAGUCUUGGAUAUGUAACUCCUCCUCCUGUUCUUCAAGUUCUCCUCUCAAGAUACGACGAUGGAAAUGGCAGCAGGAGGUUCGGGCUGAAUUUCGACAGUUUUAUUGAGUGUGGAAUGAUCGUGAAGGGCUUGACAGACAAGUUCAAGGAGAGGGACCCACGCUACACCGGUUCGGCAACGUUAACUUAUGACACAUUUAUGACCAUGGUCAUACCAUUUCUAGUUUCAUAGUAGUACUUGUUAGGUGAAAUAGAAAUACAACCAUAGUUGUUUUAUGCUAACCAUGUGUGUCAUUGCUCGUUCAUUUGUUCUAAGAACAAACUUUUAUGUUGGAGGCGCUUUGGAUUCUCUGUGUUGAUUCACCAUUGAUGAUUUA
This is a messenger RNA of Diospyros lotus (date-plum), 1065 nucleotides long. RefSeq names its product probable calcium-binding protein CML48. Gene Ontology annotation, molecular function: calcium ion binding. The record is from RefSeq and is a predicted model, not a curated record. Lineage: Eukaryota; Viridiplantae; Streptophyta; Magnoliopsida; Ericales; Ebenaceae. The transcript is spliced from 5 exons. The coding region runs from base 228 to 920 and encodes 230 amino acids.